AAGGAGAUCAAGGACUCCAAAGCCAAAGAGCGUCAGAUCACGGAGGAGGAUUUGCAGGGUAAGACAGAAGAGGAGAUAGAGAUGAUGAAGAUGAUGGGCUUCGCCUCGUUUGACACGACGAAGGGGAAGAAGGUGGACGGUGCUGCCAACGCGUACGCCAUCAACGUGUCCCAGAAGAGGAAGUACAGGCAGUACAUGAACAGAAAAGGAGGAUUCAACAGGCCCUUGGAUUUCAUCGCCUGA
This is a messenger RNA of Merops nubicus (carmine bee-eater), 243 nucleotides long. It is a transcript of the gene SNRNP27, whose product is annotated as small nuclear ribonucleoprotein 27kDa (U4/U6.U5). Gene Ontology annotation, biological process: RNA splicing. The annotation marks the transcript as partial. Gene Ontology annotation, cellular component: precatalytic spliceosome. NCBI's taxonomy places the organism in Eukaryota, Metazoa, Chordata, Aves, Coraciiformes, Meropidae. The record is from RefSeq and is a predicted model, not a curated record. The transcript has 4 exons.